Ostertagia ostertagi is the source of this 204-nucleotide messenger RNA. The record is from the annotation of a GenBank genome assembly. Lineage: Eukaryota; Metazoa; Nematoda; Chromadorea; Rhabditida; Trichostrongylidae.
GUGCAGGCGAAAGUGGAAAAAGCACUAUUCUGAAACAAAUGAAGACUAUGCCGCAUUCGUCAAGAAGGUUUUGGACAAGAAGGAUGAAUUCCAGCCUAUGUCUGAAGAAAUGUACAAAGCGAUUAAAACAUUAUGGAACGAUAAAGGGGUAGAAGCCGCCUAUGAACGGAGGGACGAAUUCUAUCUACACGACUCGGCAAAAUA